Penicillium longicatenatum is the source of this 258-nucleotide messenger RNA. RefSeq names its product cytochrome c oxidase subunit VIIa. Lineage: Eukaryota; Fungi; Ascomycota; Eurotiomycetes; Eurotiales; Aspergillaceae. Bases 70 to 258 code for a protein of 62 amino acids. Gene Ontology annotation, biological process: mitochondrial electron transport, cytochrome c to oxygen. The record is from RefSeq and is a predicted model, not a curated record. The transcript has 5 exons.
CAGUUCCCGUCCACAUCACCCCGACACUCUCUCCCCUCCACCUCUCCAACCCCCAACGUUCGAGUCACAAUGCCUGCCGCUAUCCCCCCAAUCACCGGCAUGCUCCGCCGGGGUCUCGUCCUGGACCUGAGCGUCGCUUUCGGCUUCGGUACUACCUUCGGCUACCUCUGGUGGUACGGCUUCCACCUUCCCCGUGUCCGUGAGCGUGAUGUCUACUACGCUCGCCUCGAGGCUGACCGUGCCGCUGGCCGCGUUUAA